AUGCCCUCGCAACCCAAGAACAGACAAGAGGCCAAGAGCACGUACGUCCGCCUCACAAUUGGGCAGAAGAUCGAGAUUAAAAACUGCUGGGUACACUCUGGUAUCGUGCCACGUCCGACCUCAACAAUGGCGGUGCGUCAUAUUCUUGCUUACUAG
Phytophthora nicotianae INRA-310 is the source of this 156-nucleotide messenger RNA. RefSeq lists its product as hypothetical. The transcript has a single exon. The record is from RefSeq and is a predicted model, not a curated record. The coding region runs from base 1 to 156 and encodes 51 amino acids. Lineage: Eukaryota; Oomycota; Peronosporomycetes; Peronosporales; Peronosporaceae.